Naumovozyma dairenensis CBS 421 is the source of this 1224-nucleotide messenger RNA. RefSeq lists its product as uncharacterized. The record is from RefSeq and is a predicted model, not a curated record. Gene Ontology annotation, cellular component: mitochondrion. The coding region runs from base 1 to 1224 and encodes 407 amino acids. Gene Ontology annotation, biological process: L-aspartate catabolic process; biosynthetic process. Gene Ontology annotation, molecular function: L-aspartate:2-oxoglutarate transaminase activity; pyridoxal phosphate binding. Lineage: Eukaryota; Fungi; Ascomycota; Saccharomycetes; Saccharomycetales; Saccharomycetaceae. The transcript has a single exon.
AUGAUACGUUCACUAUCAUCAUCAUCCUCGUCAUCAUCACCAAUCUCAUCAAGUUCCUUACUGACGCUAAGAAAUAUCAGGUAUUUCUCUUCAUUGAUCAAGAACAUCCCAUUGGCUCCCGCUGAUAAGAUAUUAGGUUUAACAUCUGAAUUCAAUCAUGACCAAAACAAUAAAAAGGUUAACCUAACAGUAGGAAUUUACAAAGAUGCCUUUGGUAAAGUAACUCCCUUCCCCUCGGUACGUCAAGCUCAAAAUCUACUAAAUAAAAAUCAUUCCAACUCAAAAUAUAAUAAUUUAUCAUAUCUACCAAUAACAGGUUGUAAAGAUUUCGAAACCAAUGUAACUAACUUCCUAUUCAAUGACUCUAUAAAUAAACCAACCCUAAUUGAAGACAAUAGAAUAUCAUUCAUUCAAACAUUAAGUGGUACAGGUGCCAUCUCUAUAGCUUCCACUUUCAUUACAAAAUUCUUAUCAAAUGAAAUCAUAAUACCAAAUUAUUCCUGGGCAAACCAUUCAAACAUCCUCCAAAAAAAUGGUUUCAAAAAUAAUAUCAAUCAUUACCCAUAUUAUGAUCCAAUCACGGGCAAAUUAUCAAUAAAUAAAUGGAAACAAUACCUUCGAUCCACUCAUUCAUCUAAAUCCACUAUGCCAAGAUCCAUCCUAUUACACGCAUCGUGUCAUAACCCAACUGGUGUAGACCCAACAUUGAAACAGUGGGAAGAAAUAAUAGAUAUAAUACAUGAAUUGAAAAUGAUCCCUAUAAUCGAUAUGGCAUAUCAAGGUCUUGAAACAGGAAAUUUGUUCCAAGAUUGUCAAUUAUUAAAAUUAUGUCUUGAUGAAUCUCGAUAUCCUAAAGGUUGGAAAAAUGGAUUAUUCUUAUGUCAAUCUUUUGCUAAGAAUAUGGGACUUUAUGGUGAAAGAGUUGGAUCUUUAAGUAUUGUUUUACCUCCGGGGCAGGAAGAAGGUUCUCCUGAAUCCGUUAUGAAAGAUAAGAUUAACUCUCAAUUGAAACGGAUUGUUAGAGGUAUGUAUUCUUCACCACCAGGGUAUGGUUCUAAGAUUGCAAAUAUUAUAUUGUCUGAACCGGAUUUGAAACUGAGAUGGAUUAAAGAUGUUAAAUUUAUGGUUGAUAGAUUAAAUCAAGUUAGAUUGAUGCUUUAUGAAAGAUUGAAUUGGAAUGACUUGAUUAAUAAUGAACUAAUCAUGGGAUGUUUAUUUCACUAG